UCUAGUUAGUAUUAGGAUUAAUAAAAAGAUGAAGAUCAACACCGUUGUUUCCACUCUGAUGGGCGUCAGCGUCCUCCUGAAUGCCGCCAUUGCUAUUGUAGGUCCCUUCUUCCCUCCAGAAGCUGAGAAGAAAGGUGUUGACAUGAAGACUAUUGGGUAUAUAUUCAGUGCAUAUCCUUCUGCCUUUGUUAUAGUGUCUUUGGUCAUGCCUACGAUUCUGCAUUUUGUUAACCAAAGAGUAGUUUUUGUGCUCAGUGCUAUUAUUUACGCAGGAUCAGUAGCUGGAUUCGGAUCGAUUGUUUUCAUGGAAAGAAAUUUGAUGAUCUAUCUUGGCCUAGUCUUUAGAAUUCUGCAGGGAUCAAGCAAUGCAGCCUUAUACACAACUACAUAUUCUAUCUUCUCGACUCAAUACGAAGGAGGAGACUUCAUGAAGGUUAACUCUGUUUUUAAGGGAACUAUUGGAGGAGGACUAUUACUAGGACUACUGAUUGGAACCGUAUUGUACAUCAUCGGUGGAUACUUUCUUCCUUUUGUAGUGUACAGCACUAUCAUGUUAAUGAGUAUUCCAUUCGUAGCUCGAAUAAUUCCAUCCAAGCCAAUUGAGAAUGAAGAGGAAAUAUCCAAGUUACAGAAGAGUAGUGAUAAGGAUAUUGAAAUGGGCGAAUCCAAUAAUUCAUCAGGCUCUGAAACUCUGUCUACAAGCUCAGAGGAGGAUUGUGAAAUAACAAUAAUAAAAAGUAACAGAAUUAAUCCUUUUAAGCUCGUCUGGAAUCUUUUAUGAAAUAAGGUUAUCCUCAAGUGACUGGUGUUGUCUAUCGUCGAUAUGGUAUUACUCAACUUCGCACCUGCGAUCCUAUCGAAGAGACUUUCUGAGCUGAACAUAGACAAGAAAUUAUAUGGCCUGUUUUUCGCACUCCCAUUUACAUUCCCAAUAGUAUCUGCUAUAAUUGUGGUUAAAGUAAUGCAGAGAGUAGAUUCCCAUGUAAUUUUAUGAAUUGGAAAGUUCCUUAUGGGAGUGGCCUUCCUUCUUAUCGGUCCCUCCUAUUAUUGGGGGCUUCAAGAGAACAUCUGGGUGAUGCUUUCCGGAAUUUCUCUGCUUGGAUUUUCGGCUUCAUUUUCUGUUAUCCCUUUAAUGCCUAUCAUAAUGACUGAAAUAAAGGCGAGGUUUAGUAAGAACACCCAAAACUACAUCAAUACAGCAUCAAGCUUAUACAAUUCGGCUUUUGGGUUAGGUAGUAUCAUUGGACCAAUGUUAGGAGCACAUCUGAACUCAUAUUUUGGCUUUAGGAUCUGAACUGAUAUCCUCAGCCAUUUCUCGAUGUCUCUGCUAUUGAUCUUAUUGGCAAUGAAUUACUCCUCAAGACUUUUUGGCUAUUUUGGCUCCUUAUUUACAAGGAAGCCCAACGAGGUACAAGAGAAGCUAUCUGAGACUAUUAUGAUGAACGAGAAACAACUCAAGCCUUCAGGGGUGACUGCUUAGAAGAGAAGGCAGAACAAGUUAGGGUUUUAGGCAUACUUUAAAUUAAAGCAAUUAU
Molecule: messenger RNA, 1535 nt
Organism: Moneuplotes crassus
Lineage: Eukaryota; Ciliophora; Spirotrichea; Euplotida; Euplotidae
Source: the annotation of a GenBank genome assembly